AUGCACCCGUAUCACUGCUGUAUCACCACUACCGCGCUGCUCCCUAUUCAAACCCGGCACAGACCAUGAGUAUCAAGGAUGGAUGGUUCUCUGAGACCGAGGUACUGUGGCCCGGGCAAAAAUUUUCUCUAGAGGUGAAGGAGGUGCUGUUCCACGAGCGAUCCGACUUUCAAGACGUGCUGGUGUUUGAUUCAGUGCACUAUGGUAAAGUGCUCGUCCUGGAUGGGGUGAUCCAGCUCACUGAACGAGAUGAGUGCUCGUAUCAAGAGAUGCUCACCCAUAUUCCGUGCUUCGCGCAAGGCGACCCCAAGAAGGUGCUUAUCGUAGGAGGCGGGGACGGCGGUGUACUUCGGGAGGUAGCCCGCCACCCCGGAGUGGAAACAAUUCACAUGUGCGAGAUCGACUCCGUGGUGUGCGAAGUGUCCAGGCGUUUCGAAUUUUGCACGGCAUCUGCCUUCGGCGAUGCGCGCCUCAAGCUUGUGCACGAAGAUGCCGCAGAAUUUGUCAAGAAAGAGGGUAACAGUGGGUAUGACGUCAUCAUCGUGGAUUCAUCCGACCCCGUCGGUCCUGCGGAAACCCUCUUCCAACCGAGUUUUUACCAAAACAUGAAGCAGGCUCUGGCGCCUAUGGGGGUCAUCGCAACGCAAGGGGAGUGCCUGUGGCUGCACCUGCCGCUGAUCACCACCGUCUUGCGUGCAUGUGCUGAGAUAUUUGGCUCUGUGGACUAUGCCUUCACAACGGUGCCCUCGUACCCAUCUGGACAGAUCGGAUUCGUUCUCGCAAGUGUGGAAGAGCGAGAUUUAUCGACGCCGGCAUCUACUCCCAAUGCUGCGAUGACGGAAGUGCUGAGAUACUACAGCCCGGAGGUUCACCGGGCCGCCUUCGUUCUUCCCGUCUUCGCAGAAAAAGAAAUAGCAGGCGUCAGACGGCGUUCUUCUAAAGAAUAAGAAACGCAAUCGUGGCUCGCUUACCACGAGUACAGGAUGCGCGGUAUUAACCCCCAAAUCCCGUUCCAGUUUUGGGAACGUGGACAUUGCUGUGUGUGUGCGUUUGUGAAAAUAAAAGGCCCAGGCCCCAACUUGAGAGUUUUCAGCCAUUGGGAACAAGCGCUAUUUUUCCGCGUACUGAGGUAUCUCUUCUCCUUGAUGUUUUCCUCUGGCUCGAUUGAAAUGGCGCACUCUUGGAUAAAUUUCAGGGUAUUUCACGGAGCGUUUUUCUCCACGGAGCGGAGCAGCUAAAACCGCUCCACUCACUCCGCUCCGUGAUACUUUCCCUGGAGAAAAACCGCUCGUAUCAUGAUAAAAAAAAACGCUCCGCUCCUCGAAAUUUGCUCUCGGAUAAACCGCCUCGCUCCGUGGAACUCCCCAAAAAUACGUACAAGCGGUUUUUUCACCGAGCGGUUUGAGCUACACCCUCACACGAGCACGGAUAAAACCGCAAUGAAGUCACGGAUAAAACCGCAGUACAGAGGUCACAGUUUUCCCACGGAGUCGCGGUAUAUCUCUCUAAUGUGAUAUUUUCACAGUAGGAGGUAUUAGGUAUUAGUACUGACAAGUUUCAACGGGAGGCAAGUAAAGGAAUCAUCUGCUGUUGUACGUGUUGCAGGAACUUAGGAGUCGAGGAAGUAUCGAUGCGGGGAACGGUCCCUUUCAGAAUAUUUGAUUAAUUGGUGUUUUGGUCUGUUUGGGCUGUACUAGCAGCGAUGACGCAAACGGUGUCACCGGCGGCCUCCAACCUCAGCACACCGUGCGGAAAAUCGGUUCUAGGUACCAAACCCGAAGUUUUCACGAAAUUGCAAAUACUAUAUCGAUUUUGUACGGAUAUCCGUUCGGUUUCGAAGUUUUUUUCGCGGUGUAUGCUACGGAGUAAACAAAAUCGCUCCGUAAAAAUACACGCACUACGGAUUAACCGCUACGCUCAGUGGCAUGAGAAAAAGAAACGCUCCACUCCGUCGGGCUUUUGCCCUCGGAUGAACCGCGGAGCGGUUCCACUCCGUGAGUUACC
Molecule: messenger RNA, 2004 nt
Organism: Ectocarpus sp. CCAP 1310/34
Lineage: Eukaryota; Phaeophyceae; Ectocarpales; Ectocarpaceae
Source: the annotation of a GenBank genome assembly